Molecule: messenger RNA, 1497 nt
Organism: Triticum turgidum subsp. durum (durum wheat)
Lineage: Eukaryota; Viridiplantae; Streptophyta; Magnoliopsida; Poales; Poaceae
Source: the annotation of a GenBank genome assembly
AUGGCAAGGACACCGAGGACGACAUUUUUACACCUUGUCCUAACCCUCUGCUGCAUCCUCUGGGGUCAAAACACGCCCUCUUUAGCUUCCACUGCAACUGCAAUCGAUGAAUUCCUUGGCUGCCUCUCCGCGGACAUCCCGUCUGGCCUCAUCCAUACCCCGGCAACCCCGGCCUACUCUGCCCUCCUGCUGUCCACCGCCCGGAACCUCCGCUACAUCCUGCCGGACACCUCCAAGCCUCUAGCGAUCAUCGCGGCCACCGAGCACGCCCACGUGCAGACCACUGUGCGCUGCGGCCGCCGCCACGGCGUCCGCGUCCGCGUGCGCAGCGGCGGCCACGACUACGAGGGCCUGUCCUACGCCUCCGUCCACCUCCACAAGUACAACGAGCCGUUCGCGGUGCUGGACCUCGCCGCUCUCCGGGCCAUCCACGUCGACCCGGCACGUGCUGAGGCGUGGGUCGAGUCCGGCGCCACCGUCGGCGAGCUCUACUACGCCGUCGGCGCCGCCAGCCACUCGCUGGGGUUCCCGGCGGGCUCUUGCCCCACCAUGGGCAUCGGCGGCCACCUUAGCGGUGGCGGGUUUGGCUCGCUGGCACGCAAGUACGGCCUCUCCGCCGACAACGUCCUCGACGCCCUCGUCGUGGACACCGACGGAAGGCUGAUGAACAGGAGCACCAUGGGGGAGGACCACUUCUGGGCUCUCUGUGGCGGAGGCGGCGAGAGCUUCGGCGUGGUGCUGUCGUGGAAGGUGCGGCUAGUCCCCGUGCCGGAGACCGUCACGGUGUUCAGCAUCGUAAGGUCAAGGAGCCAAUCCGCCAUCGAACUGAUUACAAAAUGGCAAGAGAUGGCGCCGGCUUCACCGCAGGAGCUGUACCUCCGCGUGCUCGUGCUGAACCAGCAGGCUAAUUUCCAGGCGUUGUUUCUCGGCCGGUGCGGCGGCCUCCAUCGGCUCAUGCAAGAUCGCUUCCCCGAGCUCGGAAUGACGGAGCAAGACUGCGAGGAGGAGCCGAUUCCAAGGGACGUGUGGGAGAGCAUAUGGACGGCGUGGCUGGAGAAGCCCGAGGCCGCGCUGCUCAUGCUGGACCCUUACGGUGGCUUGAUGAGCAGCAUCUCGCCGUCGGAGACGCCGUUCCCGCACCGGCAGGGGAACCUUUACCAGCUCCAGUACUACUCCUUCUGGUACGAGAACGGGACGGCAGCAGCGGAGAAGCGAAUGAGCUGGGUCAGGGGACUGUACAAGGAGAUGGAGCCUUACGUGUCCAGCAACCCAAGGGCUGUGUACGUCAACUACAGGGACCUUGACCUGGGGACGAAUGAGUUGGACGGUGACGUGACGAGCUAUGACAAGGCUAGAGUCAGCUGGGGAGACAAGUAUUUCAAAGGAAAUUUUAAGAGGCUGGCAGCCGUGAAGACCAUGGUGGAUCCCCAUGAUUUCUUCAGAAAUGAGCAGAGCAUCCCUCCUCUUCCCGCUGCCAAAAUGAUAGAUUCCAUUUGA